Molecule: messenger RNA, 2260 nt
Organism: Myotis lucifugus (little brown bat)
Lineage: Eukaryota; Metazoa; Chordata; Mammalia; Chiroptera; Vespertilionidae
Gene: PRSS36
Product: serine protease 36
Biological process (GO): proteolysis
Molecular function (GO): serine-type endopeptidase activity
Source: RefSeq, a predicted model, not a curated record
AUGUUCCCGCACCUGCUUCUCCCACUCGUGACCCUCGCCAUCAGCCCCAUCCCAGGAGCUCCCCAGGAUCCAGCUGCAAGUCCUGCUCAGGAAGAACCUGGAGAUCUGGACUGUGGUCGCCCUGACCCCUCUGCCAGAAUCGUGGGGGGCUCAGACGCGCAGCCGGGCCGCUGGCCGUGGCAGGUGAGCCUGCACCACAGCGGGGUGCACAUCUGCGGGGGCUCCCUCAUCGCCCCCUCCUGGGUCCUCUCCGCCGCUCACUGUUUCGUGUGGACCGCAUCUAGUGUAUAUGGCAUCUUUGUUGAAAAGGACCCCCUGCCUCUCCCCUGGGUGCUGCAAGAGGUGGAGCUAAAGCUGCUGGGAGAAGCUGCCUGUCAGUGUCUCUACAGCCGGCCUGGCCCCUUCAACCUCACUCUCCAGCUCUUGCCAGGCAUGCUGUGUGCUGGCUACCCAGAGGGCCGCAAGGACACCUGCCAGGGAGACUCGGGGGGACCCCUGGUCUGUGAGGAGCAAGGGCGGUGGUUCCUGGCGGGAAUCACCAGCUUUGGCUUUGGCUGUGCACGAAGGAACCGCCCUGGAGUCUUCACUGCGGUGGCUCCCUACGAGGCAUGGAUCCGGGAAAAGGUGAUGGGCCCCGAGCCUGGGCCCGCCUUUCCCCCGCAGUCCCGGGGGCCCCAAUCCGGCCCCCAGGAGCCCAUGGAUGAGAACUGCACCAUCGCCCUGCCAGAGUGUGGGAAGGCCCCGCGGCCAGGGGCCUGGCCCUGGGAGGCUCAGGUGAUGGUGCCGGGAUACAGACCCUGCCAUGGGGCGCUGGUGUCGGAAAGCUGGGUCUUGGCACCUGCCAGCUGCUUUCUGGACCCCAGCAGCUCGGACCGCCCGCCCCGCGACCUGCACAGCUGGCGCGUGCUGCUGCCCUCGCGGCCGCAAGCGGAGCAGGUGGCGCGCCUCGUGCCGCACAGGAACGCUUCCCGGGACGACGCGGCGGACCUGGCGCUGCUGCAGCUGCGCGCGCCCGUGAACCUGAGCGCCGCCCCGCGGCCCGUGUGCCUGCCUCGCCCAGAACACUAUUUCCUGCCCGGGAGCCGCUGCCGCCUGGCUCGCUGGGGCCGCGGCGGGACCGCGCCCGGCCCGAAUGUGCUGCUUGAGGCGGAGCUGUUGGCCCGUUGGUGGUGUCACUGCUUGUACGGCCCGGGUCACCUCCUCUCCCUAUCCUGCGGGCUGCGGCGAGAGCCGGCCUCGGCGGGGCUCCUGUGGCCCUGGCUGGCAGAGGUGCAUGUGGCUGGCGAUCGAGUCUGCGCGGGGACCCUCGUGGCCCCCGGCUGGGUCCUGGCAGCCACUCACUGUGUCCUCAGGCCAGGCUCUACAACAGUGCCUUACAUUGAAGUGUACCUGGGCCGGGCCGGGGCCAGCCCCCUCCCACAGGGCCACCAGGUGUCCCGGUCGGUCAUCAGCAUCCGCCUGCCCCGGCACCUGGGACUUCGGCCCCCUCUGGCCCUCCUAGAGCUGAGCUCCCGGGUGGAGCCCUCCCCUUCAGCCUUGUCUAUCUGCCUUCACACAGGGGGUGUCCCCCUGGGAAGCAGCUGCUGGGUGCUGGGCUGGAAGGACCCCCAGGACCGAGUCCCUGUGGCUGCUGCUGUCUCCAUCUUGACACCACGACUCUGUCACUGCCUCCAUGAGGGUAUUCUGCCCCCCGGGACUCUCUGUGUCCUGUAUGCAGAGGGGCAGGAAGACAGGUGUGAGGUGACCUCCGCACCUCCGCUCGUGUGCCAGAGUGAGGAAGGCUCCUGGGUCCUUGUGGGCAUGGCUGUUAGAGGGAGCCGGGAGCUGUUUGCCACCAUUGGCCCUGAAGAGGCCUGGAUCUCCCAGAUAGUGGGAGAGGCUCAUUUCUUGCCCCCCAGUGGCUCCCCCUACUGGCCCCCUGAAGGCGGCUACCUCUGUCCUAUGGACAUGGCUGGGGCCUCAGGCUCCCCUCCUGCUGCUCUGUUCCUGCUGCUACUACUGACCCCCCUGAUUCAGGGCUGAGGGGUCUGGCUCCCCGGACCACCUCCUCCCCUCCUUCCUCACCCCCUCCAGCCCUCUACUUCCUUCCCAGUGGGGUUGGAAUGUGACUUAACCGGCUUCAGUCCCUUUGCCAGAACCUCCAGAGCUCCCCACCCACCUAGACUGCAAUGGCUUCAGAUAAUUGGGCCUCAGUGCCGGGAUAUUUUGUGCCCUGGAAUCCUUGGGGACGGCUCAUGCCGGCAAUAAAGGUGUAAACAAA